Bubalus bubalis (water buffalo) is the source of this 2169-nucleotide messenger RNA. Its product is annotated as olfactory receptor 51F2-like. Gene Ontology annotation, biological process: G protein-coupled receptor signaling pathway. NCBI's taxonomy places the organism in Eukaryota, Metazoa, Chordata, Mammalia, Artiodactyla, Bovidae. The transcript has a single exon. The record is from RefSeq and is a predicted model, not a curated record. Gene Ontology annotation, cellular component: membrane. The coding region runs from base 647 to 1639 and encodes 330 amino acids. Gene Ontology annotation, molecular function: G protein-coupled receptor activity; olfactory receptor activity.
UCUCUAAUGCAAUUCCAGAUGCUGUAAGGAUCUGGGCAAGGCUCAAAUGACAAGGGUCAUUUGAAAGGUUAGGUACUAUAGUCACCUGCACAUGACCGCACUGAUGCCUAAGUCAUUUAUUAUCACUUAAUACAUGUUAUUUUGCAUUAUAAGUAUCUCUCAAUAUUUUCUGGCUUCCCAAAUUAUCUGUAAGCUUCACUGCUUUCUCUUCUCUUAACCAAUGUAAUACUGCUCCUCCAAGGCCUCAAUCAUUUGUCUCUGAUGCCAACUAUACAGAAUAUAUUCCAAAGAGGAUGGAAUAUGAUCAGCCAGUCUUGGGUCAAGUUUCUUUUCUUAGUUCUGCCAUCUCUGCCUAGAGGAAAAGAUCACAUAAUAUAAACCUUGCUAUCAGCAAAAUGCUCCAGGGAAGAAAAACCAUGAGCAGGAGCAAAUACAAAAAAAAAAAAAAGUAUUUUUAAAGCAGUUGAAAUUUUGCAAUUAUUUUAUCAGUUUAUAUCAGCCAUUCAUAUUUACAUGGUAUAUAGAUCUUCAUCUCUGGUUAGCUUUUGGUUGAAUAAAAUUAUCUGUAAUUGGAUUGCCUGUUUAAAUGUAAGUUUUUUGGUUAUUCCAGAAUUUCAUCUUGGAAUUCUGUACUUUUUAAUUCAUCAUGUCAAACUUGCAAAAUACCACAUCCUCUUCCGUCAUUUUCCUGCUGACUGGUGUUCCCUGGCUGGAAGCCUUCCACACCUGGAUCUCCAUUCCCUUCUGCUUUCUCUAUGCAACUGCUCUCUCAGGAAACAGCAUGGUUCUCUUUGCCAUCGUCACUCAGCCCAGCCUCCAUGAGCCCAUGUAUUAUUUCCUCUCCAUGCUGUCCACCACUGACCUUGGCUUGUCUGUAUCCACUCUGUUCACCAUGCUGGGUAUAUUCUGGUUCAAUGCCAGGGAGAUCAGCUUUAAUGCCUGCUUGUCACAAAUGUUCUUUAUUAAAUUCUUCACUGUCAUGGAGUCAUCAGUGUUGUUGGCCAUGGCUUUUGAUCGUUUUGUGGCCAUCUCUGACCCCCUCAGGUAUGCCAUCAUUUUGACGGACUCCAGAAUAACUCAAAUUGGAGUGGCCAUUGUCAUCAGGGGGACGAUAACGCUCACGCCGAUGGUAGCACUUCUUACGAGACUGUCCUAUUGCCACAGCCGCAUGCUCCACCACUCCUACUGUUUCCACCCUGAUGUGAUGAAGCUCUCGUGCACAGACACCAGGCUCAACAAUGCAGUGGGGCUGACUGCCAUGAUCUCGACUGUUGGUGUGGACUCAAUCCUCAUUCCCUUUUCUUAUGUUUUGAUCAUUAAGACUAUCCUCAGCAUUGCAUCCCCAGAAGAGAGGAAAAAAGCCUUCAGCACAUGUAUCUCUCAUAUUGGGGCUGUUGCCAUUUUCUAUAUCCCAUUGAUCAGUCUGUCCUUUGUUCACAGAUUUGGGAAACGGGCCCCAGCCUUUGUACAUACUGUGAUAGCUAACACCUACCUGCUACUCCCCCCUGUCAUGAACCCCAUCAUCUACAGUGUUAAGACAAAACAGAUACGCAGAGCUGUGAUAAAAAUUCUCCAUUCCAAAGACACAAAGAAUCAUAGAAACAGUCUGUGUCAGGUUGUUUUAUCAAUUGAAAAGUGAAUCUGGUGAUCGUUGAUGCCAAAUAUGCAAAUAUUUAAAAUCAAAGAUGAAAUAUAUUUAGAAAAUCAGCUUGACUGAUCCAUUUAUUUUACAAAUGAGGAGAUGAGACAUUAGAAUAGGAGGAACAAACAGCUUUAAUGUCUAGAAUUUCUCCUCCAAUGACUGCUUAUUCUAAGCUGUUGUUUAUCCUGCCAGUAGUCUGUCUCUUUUUACUUCAUCCACUUCUCAGCAGGUAAGAUGACACAGUAUGAAAAAGUCACUCCUUUUUGAGAAAUAGGUAGUAUUUCCUAACCGUACUAAUAAUCUUAACUAAUAUUUAUUAUUUCCUUUGACCAGUCAUUGUUCUGUUUUUUACACAUAUUAACACAUUUUUAUAUUCGAAACAAAAUGAUAAGAUAGUCACUCAGUAUUAAUGAGAAAAACUGAAGCACAAAAAUGUUAAGUAACAUGCUUAAACAGCUAGUAAGUAAUGAAGCCAUAUUUCCUUUCCACCUGCAAACUGACUUCCUUCAGGGUCCUCCUACUCUUAA